This is a messenger RNA of Anopheles coluzzii, 2986 nucleotides long. RefSeq lists its product as uncharacterized. Gene Ontology annotation, molecular function: nucleic acid binding; zinc ion binding. The coding region runs from base 241 to 1518 and encodes 425 amino acids. The transcript is spliced from 2 exons. The record is from RefSeq and is a predicted model, not a curated record. Lineage: Eukaryota; Metazoa; Arthropoda; Insecta; Diptera; Culicidae.
UGGAGAUUUGACCCCUAAUUAGACCAUAGUGCCGGAUCGGAAUAUGACCAUCACCGCGACAACUGUGCGAUAAUCCGAAUGUCAAAAAUAAAGAUUAUUCGUUUACGGAUCGUUGUACUGACAACACCUUCAGCCUUCUGUUAAUUCUUCUGCCUUCCGAUUUUGUGCCUUUUAUAAGUUCAACGUUUAAUACAAAUUGGUAAAACUCGAGGUUUUACAUCUCAGAAGUGGGAUUGUGCCAUGCCGUCUAAAGAAGAUAUGUUGUGUGCGCUGGAGAACGCGAAAGUGCCGGUGCCUCCAACCGCUACGAUUGCUCAAAUCCGCAUGUUGUACGAGGAGCUAUUUCCUAGAAGUCACGUUGUAGCCGAACAAAAGCUUGCGCCCGAAGUAACGCAUGAAAGUGUUGAUACUGGGGAUUUGGCGAUAAAGCAAAUGAAUGACGAGCAAGAAAUUGUCAAGACAGCUAAUUCUGGCGGGUUAGAGACGGAAUUAGAAACACUGCAGAAGGAGCUGCAAGUGCUCGAACUUCGUCAGAAAAUCGCUAUGCUGAAGUCAUCUAACAUCGCUUCGACUUCGCUACCAUCAUCAUCAUCACCACCACCGCUGCCUUUACCUACAGCGCAGCCAGUGCCGCCAUCUUUAACAUCGUCACCACCGCUCCCUUUGCCGCUACCUACAGUGCUGCCAGUGUAUGUACCCAACUUUGAAGACUUCAUAGGAAAAUUUAGUGGUGAAAGAGGAGGAGUAGGGGUGGAGCACUGGUUUCGAGAAUUUGAACAAGUAUGUAGCUUGUACACACUAAACGACCAGCUGAAAUUUUUCUGUAUGCGCCGCCUGCUCACCGACACCGCCGCCAUUUUUGCUAAAACCUCAGGCGCAUGCACCUAUGAGACACUGAAAGCUGACCUUAUUAGUACUUUCACAUCAAAAACUUCACUAGAAGAAGUGUUUAAAAAACUAAGGGCACGACAUCUCUCGCAACAUGAAAGCAUCACAAGGUAUGUGUUGGAAAUGCAGCAAAUAGCGGGCACCGUCAUUCCAGAGGAAGACUUGGUCAAUAUUAUAAUUGACGGAAUUGAUGAUCCUAUUAAUACGUCAUCCAUACGUUUCGCUGCAAAAUCGCUCGAGCACCUUAAAACCCUGCUGAAAAAAUACGAAACUUUUCGUCAAACUCGUGGCGUGACUCCUACACCAGCACCGUUACGCACUAAACCCCCAGCUCCACCCCGCGGCACUGGCCCCUCGCGUCAAUGGGCGCAGAACAACAAUAAUGAACCGGCCAGAUGCUUUAACUGUUCUCAAUUCGGCCAUUAUCAAAGCGCUUGCCCAAUGCCACGCCGCCCCAAGGGAUCCUGUUUUAAAUGCCACCAAAUGGGACAUACACAUCGAGAGUGCCGAAACUUCCAGCCCGUUACGACUGCUGCGGUGCACCAUCUGGGUUCCCAUGGAUUCGAUGAGGAAACUGCGGACCAAAUACUGCUUAGCGAAAUUGAAACGCCGACCCAAACGGAUAAUUAGUGACCGAGGUACCUGCUUCACGUCCAAUCAGUUCGAAAAUUUCCUUAGAUCAAAUGAGGUACAGCAUGUACUCAACGCUACUGGUUCACCACAAGCAAACGGACAAGUCGAAAGGGUUAACCGCGUACUUCGACCCAUACUCAGCAAACUUUCGGACUCUUAUGAUCACGAUGAUUGGAAUUUGCAUUUACUGGAUGCUGAAUAUGCGUUGAAUAAUUCAAAGCACGCCAGUACGAAGUUUUCACCCUCAGUUCUCCUGUUUGGUAUUGAACAACGGGGUCAUUUAAUUGAUGAACUAACGGAGUUUUUAGACGAGCGUCGUGGAAGUACACUAAAUGAUUUAAGCGACAUUCGGGCUGAAGCAUCGGCAAAUAUAAUUAAAUCUCAGCUUACCAAUGAGGCAUAUUUUCGUAAAAAUCAUAAACCAGCAGCUAAAUAUGAAGUUGGAGAUUAUGUAGUAAUGCGGAACAUUGAUAGCAACACUCAGCAGAAUAAGAAGUUGAUUCCUAAAUAUAAAGGUCCGUACAUAGUCCAUAAGGUAUUGCCUAACGAUCGCUAUGUCAUUAGGGACAUUGAGGGCUGUCCAAUAACUCAGAUGCCAUAUGAUGGCAUAUUAGAAUCAAACAAGUUGAAGAAAUGGAGUGAGCCGUAUGAAACCGUUAACGAAAUUUGAAUUACUAAUAUUUACACAUAAAUUGAGGUCAAUUUGUUGGUUAGGAUGGCCGAGCUGUAGUACCCUGGAGAUUUGACCCCUAAUUAGACCAUAGUGCCGGAUCGGAAUAUGACCAUCACCGCGACAACUGUGCGAUAAUCCGAAUGUCAAAAAUAAAGAUUAUUCGUUUACGGAUCGUUGUACUGACAACACCUUCAGCCUUCUGUUAAUUCUUCUGCCUUCCGAUUUUGUGCCUUUUAUAAGUUCAACGUUUAAUACAAAUUGGUAAAACUCGAGGUUUUACACCUUGUCAUUUAUAACACCUUGAUUCCUAUCGAUUUUUGAUAUGCCUAACGAUUCACAGAUGACCACUCUAAAAUUACCGAUUUUCAAUUUAUCCUAACCAAAAUCACAGAUUUUCUCAUAAUACUGACCGAAAAGUCAUAAAAUCAUUUCCCAAACUCCAAACGAAGUAUGGAAAUCAAUAGCGAGCAGAAUCAGAAGUUCAACACUGACAUCUAAGGCCCGUGUUUGUACUUCACAAAAUGCGAUGAAAUUGGACGUGCUGGUAAUACAAAUUGAAACUCCUACCAAAAACUAACGAUAAAAUGUUGACGCUCCUACCGAAAACUGCCAAAAAUCUGGCUACACUGUCGGGGUCCCUGUGAGAGCUGUCAAACGAAAGGCAGCUGUCAAACAUCUCAAAACACAACGGCGUGCCUGCUUGCUUGCUUGGUGGGACUACACGUGUUGGCUUAAAAAUGGCUAAAAAGAAUCAAAUCAAAACGGAAAGUGUGGCGACUGCUGAGAAAUCAG